AUGUUGAAAUCUGAUUUCCCGGAUCUCGACAUACCCAAGGUCAACGUCCUCGAUUACCUCUUCCCCGAUGGCCAGACACCUUCAGAUCAGCCAGUAUGGCACGAUGCCGUACAACCGCAGAAGAACCUUAGCCCGCGACAGAUGCUGCAAUGGGUGAAGCGGUUAUGCCUGGGACUUGAUCGUCUGGGCAUCGCCCAAGGCGACGUCUGUAUGAUCUACUCGCCCAAUCACCUCUUCAUCCCAGUCGCAUAUCUCGGCAUCGUCGGUUCAGUACGCUCGUUCAGCGCUGCGAACCCGAUAUACACGGUCAACGAAGUCGUCCAUCAGCUUAAGAACACCGAAGCGAAAUGUAUACUGGCGCAUCCUACGAUGCUGGAGAACGCUUUAGCAGCGGCUCAGAAGGUGGGAAUGUCGAAAGAGCGGAUCUUCUUGUUCAACGACGAGCCCUGUCAACCGCAGAACGGCAUAAGAGAUUGGCGGGAGAUGAUCGCAAGUCCAGAGGAUGCAGACAAAUAUCAAUGGAGAAAACUCAGCCCGGAGGAGUCGGUAAACACAGUUGCAACAAUCAACUACAGCUCCGGCACGACAGGUCUGCCGAAAGGCGUCUGUAUCAGUCACCACGCUCUUAUCGCGAACGUCGAACAAACUAUCUACAUGAGGUGGUACCCUGGACUCAAACCCGGCGAGCUGCCGCAGGAGAGAUGGGUUGGCUUCCUACCGCUAUACCACGCUUACGGCCAGCUCUACGUCAAUCUCAUGGCAGCCAAAGUCCGCGUACCGAUCUACAUCAUGAAGCAAUUCGUCUAUUCUGAGUUCUUGCGCUGCAUACAGGAAUACAAAAUUACACAUCUUCAAGUCGCGCCGCCAAUCUUGAUCAUGAUGAACAAGCGACCGGAGACCAAGGACUACGAUCUGACCAGCUUGAAGGGUAUACUGUGCGGUGCAGCACCUCUAGCCAAGGAGCUGCAGAAUGCCGUGCAGAGGGACUUCAACGUAGAUAUCAAGCAAGGCUGGGGAAUGACGGAAGUGACUUGCGGCUCCAUCCUACAGAUUAAGCCAUCUGACAAUGGGAACGUGGGCCAGCUGAUACCCAAUACGGAGUGCAAGCUCGUUGACGACGAUGGUAAGGAGGUUGGGUUCGAUACGCCAGGCGAGAUGUACAUCAGGGCACCGAACGUGUGCUUGCGGUACUGGAAGAACGAAGCUGCUACGAGGGAGACGAUCUCGAACGAUGGUUGGCUCAAGACAGGAGAUGUGGCUGUCGUGAACAAGGAGCAUAUCCUCUGGAUCGUUGACCGGAAGAAGGAGUUAAUCAAAGUGAACGCCCUCCAAGUCGCUCCAGCAGAGCUCGAAGCGGUCCUGUUAGAGCACGACGACAUAGCAGACGCCGCCGCCGUCGGUGUCCAGAUCUUUGGCGAAGAGUUCCCGCGAGCGUACGUUGCGCUCAAGGACGAGAGUAAAGCCAAAGGAAUCACCCAAAAGCAGAUACAAGACUGGAUGAAGGGCAAAGUGGCCAAACACAAACAACUCGUCGGCGGUAUCGCUUUCGUGGAUGAGGUGCCGAAGUUGGCCAGUGGGAAGAUUCAACGGAAGUUGAUGAGGGACUGGGCGAAGAGGGAUGCUCCGGGGGUAGAGAAGGAGAUGGGGAGUGUGCGUGCUAAGUUGUAG
Saxophila tyrrhenica is the source of this 1668-nucleotide messenger RNA. RefSeq lists its product as uncharacterized. The transcript is spliced from 3 exons. NCBI's taxonomy places the organism in Eukaryota, Fungi, Ascomycota, Dothideomycetes, Mycosphaerellales, Extremaceae. Gene Ontology annotation, molecular function: CoA-ligase activity. Gene Ontology annotation, biological process: secondary metabolic process. Bases 1 to 1668 code for a protein of 555 amino acids. The record is from RefSeq and is a predicted model, not a curated record.